AUAAAAUACCAAAUAAAAAAAAAUUCCUAAAAAAAUGGAACUGAAUAAUAUUUCCAGAUAAACCCUAAUCUCAAUUUCAGGGGUUGAAUCCAUUGAUUCUCCAAAUUGGCGGCAAAAUCUGUAAGUUCGACUGAAUUCCGAAUCAUAACUUCACAUUUUGAUUCUCGAGCUCGACCGAAUUGAAUUCUUCAUUUUGAUUAUUUUGCGUCCCCAAUUCCAACGCACUCAAUGCUAUUCCGAAGGAUCUGUUGCUCCAUUUCCAAAUCCUAUCACAACCCAUUUUCCCUCUCCCCAAUACUGACGAACCCUUCUGUCAAUCCUUACUCUUAUUCAAUAUAUUCGCCCGAAUUGAAAACCCUAAGAUUAGCGUCGCGAAGAACAAUUUCCGCAACUCCAAACAGUCUUGUUUCAGAAAGCUCCACAAAUUCAAAGAUGGAGGACUCCAGGAGACCCCCGGUGGUCCCCAUUCCGCACCCUGAUUCUGCGGGCCGGGCCGAAGUUUUCCGGGCCCUCGAAGCCUCUUUGGGGUCAUCAUUCAGCUCCCAACCCAUAAUCCCGAACCCUAACCCUCUGAUAAUCGUGAUUAGUGGUCCUAGUGGUGUGGGAAAGGAUUCUGUGAUUAACAGGUUGAGGGAAGUUAGGGAGGAUUUGCAUUUUGUGGUCACGGCUACUAGCCGGCCGAAAAGGGAGGGAGAAGUUGAUGGUAAAGAUUACUAUUUUAUGAGUAAGGAGGAGUUUCUGUCGUUGAUUGAGAAAAAUGAGCUGUUGGAGUAUGCAUUGGUGUAUGGUGAUUAUAAGGGUGUGCCGAAGCAGCAGAUUAGGGAUUAUAUGGAGAAAGGGUAUGACGUCGUGUUGAGGGUGGAUAUACAGGGCGCCGCUUAUCUGAGGAGGAUCUUGAGAGAUAAUGCUGUUUUUGUGUUUUUGGUGGCCGAGAGUGAGGAGGCGCUAGUGAAGAGAUUGAUCGGUAGGAAGACUGAGUCGGUGGAGGCCUUGCUGAUGAGAGUUGCAUCGGCUAAAGAGGAGCUGAAGCAUUUGAAGGAGUUUGAUUAUGUGGUUGUGAAUAAGGAGGGCGAGCUGGAGAGUUCGGUUAAGUUGAUGGAAUCCAUCAUUGAUGCUGAGAAGGCGAAGGUGCACCAGCGUAGAGCAGCGGUUUAGAGAUGCUCGACUGGAAUUUGGCGAUUUUAGGCGAUGAAGGUUGUGUCUUUUGAUGGAGCUAACAGUUUUGAGAAAAUAAAGGGACAAUUUUGCAGUUCUCUAAUCUGGGAUUAUCUUCUUGCUAUAUCAACUUCAUCAUGGAAAUGCGCGGUUUCAAAAGGGAACACUUACCGACCAUAGAAAAAGGGGGAAAAACGCCUAGACGACUCAUGACAACAUGGAACUGUAAGCUUUCUGAUGCAUUAGAUUUACAGUUCUUCAAGAAUAAAGUAGUUAUUGAUGCUGGGAUUUCCCCUUCCUUUUGUAUGCUUCAAAUUGUGCAAAGGUGUAUGACUUUGAAAGAGAUCAUCAAAACAAGAAAACUGUGAGUAAAUUUGAUGCCUUCUGAGUUUUACUGCAACUCUUACUUUGUUAUGAAAUUGCAUGUUUUUGAGUUGG
This is a messenger RNA of Salvia miltiorrhiza (redroot sage), 1593 nucleotides long. RefSeq names its product guanylate kinase 2, chloroplastic/mitochondrial. The transcript is spliced from 2 exons. Gene Ontology annotation, cellular component: cytosol. Bases 229 to 1155 code for a protein of 308 amino acids. NCBI's taxonomy places the organism in Eukaryota, Viridiplantae, Streptophyta, Magnoliopsida, Lamiales, Lamiaceae. The record is from RefSeq and is a predicted model, not a curated record. Gene Ontology annotation, biological process: purine nucleotide metabolic process. Gene Ontology annotation, molecular function: GMP kinase activity.